Molecule: messenger RNA, 2220 nt
Organism: Colletotrichum orchidophilum
Lineage: Eukaryota; Fungi; Ascomycota; Sordariomycetes; Glomerellales; Glomerellaceae
Product: DNA mismatch repair protein MutL
Exons: 3
Coding region: 1-2220 (739 amino acids)
Biological process (GO): mismatch repair
Cellular component (GO): MutLalpha complex
Molecular function (GO): mismatched DNA binding; ATP-dependent DNA damage sensor activity; ATP binding
Source: RefSeq, a predicted model, not a curated record
AUGGAUGUCGGUUCCGUCCCCUCCGCUGGCACGAAGCGGAAAGCGGAGGAAGACCAAGGCCCAGACGAAAGUCAAGGGCCCCGUCGCAUCCGCGCACUCGACCAAAAUGUAGUCAACAAAAUCGCCGCAGGGGAGAUUAUUGUCGCCCCCGUCAAUGCCCUGAAAGAAUUGAUCGAGAACUCCGUUGAUGCUGGCGCCACUGCCCUCGAGGUAUUGAUCAAGGAAGGCGGCCUCAAACUCCUGCAAAUCACCGAUAAUGGCUGCGGUAUCCAGAGAGACGACAUGGAGAUCCUUUGCGAGCGUCAUACGACCUCCAAGAUCACCGCGUUCGAGGAUCUUACCUCCAUUGCCACUUAUGGCUUCCGAGGCGAAGCACUAGCAAGCAUAAGUCACGUCGCCCAUCUUACAGUGACCACCAAGACCGAGGACUCAAAUUGCGCAUGGCGUGCCACAUACCUCGAUGGCAAGCUGGCUCCUGCGAAGCCCGGCCAGUCGGCCGACCCCAGGCCCACCGCCGGCCGCCAGGGCACCCAAAUCAGUGUCGAAGACAUGUUUUAUAAUAUACCAACACGUCGAAGAGCUUUCAGGUCGCCUGCUGAGGAGUACAACAAGAUCAUCGACAUUGUUGGGCGUUACGCCAUCCACUGUAAGGGAGUGGGCUUCUCUUGUAAGAAGCACGGCGAAUCAGGCACCAGUGUGUCUGUCCAAGCCACUGCAACUGAAAUCGAUCGUAUACGACAGAUCUACGGCUCUAGUGUUGCCAACGAAUUGAUGCAGUUCUCAACAUCUGAAGACCGUUGGGGCUUCAAGGCUACCGGAUGGGCUACGAACGCCAAUUACAACAUCAAGAAAACCACCUUUCUCCUAUUCAUCAAUCACCGAUGUGUCGAGUCGACCAGCAUAAAGAAAGCACUCGAGCAGCUGUACGCCUCAUUUUUACCCAAGGGCGGCCGGCCAUUCAUCUAUCUAAGCCUCGAGAUUGACCCUGCCCGUGUCGAUGUCAACGUUCAUCCUACGAAGCAAGAAGUGCAUUUCCUGAAUGAAGAUGAUGUCAUCCAGUCAAUAUGCGAGCAUAUUCGUUCCAAGCUCGCAGAGGUCGACACGAGUCGCACCUUCUUGACACAGAGCUUGCUUCCGGUUGCCCAGCUGAUGGAUAUAUCCCCUCAGGCCCACGGUGAGGGCACCCCAUCAACGCCCGCAAGAGAAACGGCGGGCUCAAAACGACCACGAAGGAACUCUAAUAGUCUCGUCCGUACCGAUACAAGCCUGCGGAAAAUCACAAGCAUGCUCCCGUCAGCUAUGGCUGCCACGCCCUCCAAGACCUCCCCUGCCAUGGCUGCAGGCGCACCCGUGGUGGCUGACGAGAAUGCCUUGUCUGCCUCGGAGCACAUUCAGUACGAAACGGUAGAUAGGCCUUUCACACCAAUGAGGCUUACUAGCGUCAAGGAGCUUCGGGCCGAGGUAAGAGAAGACAUGCAUAAUGAUCUCACAGAAAUCUUUGCGAAUCACACAUUCGUCGGCGUCGUCGACGAACGCCGUCGUUUAGCUGCUAUUCAGGGCGGUGUCAAGUUGUAUCUCAUUGACUACGGUCGAGCCUGCUACGAUUACUGCUACCAAAUCGGACUGACGGAUUUUGGUAACUUUGGCACGAUCCGCUUCACGCCGCCCCUUGACCUGCGCGAUAUCCUCCGUAUCGGCGCCGAGGUCGAGAAGGCCAACAUUGAGUCUCCCGAGGAGGACUUUGAUGUUGAAGACGUGGUCGAAAAGGUGGCUACUCAACUGAUUGAGCGACGCGAGAUGCUCGCCGAGUACUUCUCGCUCGAAGUCUCCCCUGCCGGCGAGCUGCUCACCAUUCCCCUACUAAUCAAGGGCUACACACCCGCUAUGGCCAAGCUACCUCGUUUCCUGCUGCGUCUGGGUCCCUGCGUCAACUGGGAGAACGAGAAGUUGUGUUUCGACACCUUCUUGAAGGAGUUGGCGUCUUUCUAUGCGCCCGAGCAGUUGCCGCCGACGGUUGGCGGGGAGGCUGAUGAGAAUGGCGAGCAGGUCAAGGUCGAUGAUCAGCUCGUAGAGCGGCGGAGAAAUGUGCGUUGGGCGAUAGAGCAUGUGUUCUUUCCUGCCUUCAAGGCGAGAUUGGUUGCGACGACGUCAUUGAUGAAGGCUGCUGUGUUGGAGGUUGCUGAUCUGAAGGGACUGUAUCGUGUAUUUGAAAGAUGCUAG